Molecule: messenger RNA, 2530 nt
Organism: Calliphora vicina (urban bluebottle blowfly)
Lineage: Eukaryota; Metazoa; Arthropoda; Insecta; Diptera; Calliphoridae
Product: NADP-dependent malic enzyme-like
Exons: 4
Coding region: 133-1887 (584 amino acids)
Biological process (GO): pyruvate metabolic process; malate metabolic process
Cellular component (GO): mitochondrion
Molecular function (GO): malate dehydrogenase (decarboxylating) (NADP+) activity; NAD binding
Source: RefSeq, a predicted model, not a curated record
AACUUUUUUUAGUCUAGUGAGAAACUUGAAAUAAAAAAAUAUUGAAAUAAAAACUAUUAAAAAAAAAUAACUAAAUUCAUUAAAAGAAAAUCCUUAUAAAAAUUAAAAAAAUAAUAAAUUCACAUUAACGUCAUGGAAAUUUCUAAGCUAAACGGUUUUGAGUGUCCUCUGAAAAAGGCUGCCCGUGACCGUCUUGGUUUGUGGGGCAAUGGUGAUAAUGAUGUUCCUGGCAAUAUAACCGGCCUACAAAGAUUGCAUCAUAAAAAAUAUAAUAAGGGUCUAGCUUUUACUUUGGAAGAACGUCAAUUGUUGGGCAUCCAAGGUCUGUUGCCCGCCGUCGUUAAAACCGAAGAUGAACAAGUGCAGCACUCUUUAAUAUUGCUCGAUCGUUUGGAAAAUGAUUUGGACAAAUACAUGUACUUAAAUACUUUGGCAGAACGUAAUGAACGUCUCUUCUAUAAAGUGUUAGCUUCGGAUGUAGCAAAAAUGAUGCCAUUGGUGUAUACACCCACCGUGGGCUUGGCCUGUCAAAAGUUUAGUUUAAUUUUCCAACAUCCCAAAGGUCUUUACAUAACCAUUAAGGAUAAGGGCCAUGUCUACGAUAUUUUGAAGAACUGGCCAGAAACUGAUGUUCGUGCUAUUGUGGUGACUGAUGGUGAACGUAUUUUGGGUUUGGGUGAUUUGGGUGCCAAUGGUAUGGGCAUUCCUGUGGGAAAAUUGUCUUUGUACACAGCUUUGGCCGGCAUUAAGCCCAGUCAAUGUUUACCCAUUACCUUGGAUGUUGGCACCAAUACCGAAUCUAUUCUCAGCGAUCCGCUGUAUAUUGGCAUACGUGCGAAGCGUGUUACGGGUCCAGUGUAUGAUGAGUUUAUUGAAGAAUUUAUGAUAGCAGCUGUGCGUCGUUUUGGCCAAAACUGUUUGAUCCAAUUUGAAGACUUUGCCAAUGCCAACGCUUUCCGUCUUUUGGCCAAAUACCGCAAUGACUAUUGCACUUUUAAUGAUGAUAUUCAGGGUACAGCCUCAGUGGCUGUUGCAGGUCUGCUGUCUUCACUGAAAAUCAAGAACACCAAAUUAAGUGAGAACAAAAUUGUAUUCUUUGGCGCUGGUGAAGCUGCCUUGGGUAUUGCCAAUUUAUGUUUAAUGGCAUUAAUGAAGGAAGGACUCGAUGAGGCUGAAGCAAAGAAACUUAUCUGGAUGAUCGAUAGUAAGGGUCUCAUUGUGCAAAAUCGUCCCGCUGGCGGGCUUACUGAGCAUAAAUUGCGUUUUGCUCAACCUCAUGAACCCAUCGACACAUUGGCCGAUGUUGUUCGCAUUGUACGGCCUACUGUUUUAAUUGGUGCUGCUGCCAUUGGUGGUGCCUUUACCCCCGAAAUUCUUGAAAUGAUGGCUGAAUUCAAUGAAAUGCCCAUAAUUUUUGCGCUAUCUAAUCCCACCAGCAAAGCUGAGUGUACCGCCGAACAAGCCUACACUUACACUAAGGGUAAAUGUAUUUUUGCUUCGGGCUCUCCCUUCAAUCCCGUUGAAUACAAUGGCAAGAAAUUCUAUCCCGGCCAGGGUAAUAAUUCGUAUAUAUUUCCUGGUGUUGCAUUGGGCGUUCUCUGUUCCGGUAUGUUAACCAUACCAGAAGAGGUGUUCCUGUUGUCAGCUGAACGCUUAGCAGACCUAUGUUCCGCCGAAGAUUUGUCUAAAGGUUCUCUAUAUCCACCUUUGAGUAAAAUUACCGAAUGUUCUAUGCAAAUUGCUGAUUAUAUUAUGGAGUAUGCAUAUGCUAAUGGAUUGGCAUCUGUUCGCCCUGAGCCGCACGACAAACACGACUUUAUAAAAUCUCAAAUGUAUGAUUUGUCAUAUCCAUCAGCUGUACCAGAAGUCUAUGCCUGGAGCAAUUAAUUUAUUGCUCCAACAAUCGAUAAACAUUUCAUUGUGUUUAAUAUUGCUGACCAAUUCAUCAAACUAAACCGAUAAACAGUAGUAUAUUAUUGUAUGUCUAAAAUAUUAAUGUCUAAUUUAACACAAACAACAAAGCUUUAAGAAAUCAUUGUAACAUUUAAAGAGUUCACAGUUUAACAACGUUCACUAGAUGCACACUAUUUUUUGAAAAACAAAUUUUUAGUUAUAAAAAUAUUUUAAUUAUUAUUGUUUUUUAUUUUAAACAUUAUAGUGAUAUUUAGUAAUGUAUUAAUUAAUGAAUGGUUUUAAAUACGAAAAAACUUGAAUUUUUUAUUUGUUAACAAGUGCACCAUUUUUAAAUGAAAUAUAAUUUGUUGAAUUACAAAUUAGCAAAAACUGUUAAUAUAAUCAUUUCAUUAUAAAUUCAUAUUACCAUUUUUUAUCUGUUCACCACUUGCACACCAAUAAACGAAUAUCGAAUAUUUAUAGUUUUUAACCACAUUUUCAUUAAAUACAUUCUACGUUUUUUAAUACUAUAAAAACUAAAAUACAUGCACAAAGAAUCUAUAAAUUUCUUAGAAAGAACAUAUAUUGAUGCAGAUAUUUAUUUGAAUGAAAUAAAGAAAUCCCCAUUCAACUCUUA